Toxorhynchites rutilus septentrionalis is the source of this 2299-nucleotide messenger RNA. RefSeq names its product zinc finger protein 883-like. The transcript has 3 exons. The coding region runs from base 195 to 2207 and encodes 670 amino acids. The record is from RefSeq and is a predicted model, not a curated record. Lineage: Eukaryota; Metazoa; Arthropoda; Insecta; Diptera; Culicidae.
GUCAGAAAAGCAAAUGUUCUGUGUGUGUAAAAGCAAUGUUUGUUGGCUGCGAGAUUCUAAUUAUGUUUACGAUUGCAUUAAGCAAAUAAUUUAAGUUUUAAUUCGUAAUCUUUUACGUAGUGUUUCGUAAAGAGCCGUAAUUAUCAACGGGUAAUUUCGGAUAAACUUCGUACACUAGAGCUGGAAUAUGUAUCAUGGAUUAUAACUCAUACAACAACAAAGUUUAUUCUGCUCCAAAUCAAUCAGUGCCGAUUGCAUCUGAUUUCUUUCCGCCAAGUUCUUCGACAGCAUACUUGAAAGUUUCAAACCCUGCGCUAGUUUUGAAACAUGAAUCUAUUAACGCCGGAUCACACAGCGGAACAGCAACGCCACCGGUUAAUUAUAGUCAAAAUGCGCCACAAUACAGCGAACACAAUAUGCAACAGCCAGAUCAAAAACACGGCUAUUACACAAAGCCUUUGGAUCUGCAGAUGAUAUCCAAUCCUUACUUAGCACACCAUCAGCAACAAAUCGGGCAUCAGAACACCAAUUUUCAUUUGACUCACGAAUAUCAUCACGAGCAUUCCAACGCGUCGACAAUUAGUUCGAGCAUAGACCAGCAGCAGCAGCAGUCGUACAGCACCCAUCAGUCGCCUAUUCCUCCCGGUGCCAGUCCGGUUGUUCACCAGCACCCGGUGUUGGUUCCGCCAAAGGUGGGUUACGAUUGUGGAACAUGUUCUAAAAAUUUUGACACCAAGGUGAAACUGGAAAAGCAUUUUCGAACACACACCGAAGAACAAUCAUUCCAAUGUCGAAUGUGCGAUAAGAAAUUUCGAAGCCAGAACACAUUGACCUGUCACGAAAAAGUGCACGGGGAGAAUGGAGUGGAUAAUAAUUUUUCUUGCGUCACUUGUGGGAAAGUUUUCAAAGCCGAGGAUAAAUUGCUCGUUCACAUGCGUCUUCAUACGGGUGAAAAGCCGUAUCAAUGCAAGAUUUGCUUCAAGUGCUUCAAUCAUCAAUCGAACCUGAUAGCUCACUCUCGGACACAUGAAACGAUAAAAAAGGCUAUCAAGUGUGAUCGGUGCAAUAAAAUUUUGGACAACGAGGAGCGACUUGCGAUCCACAUGAGAUUGCACACCGGCGAAAAACCUUACAAAUGUUCUUAUUGUGAUAAAAGAUUUAACCACAAGAGUACUGUUUGUACUCACGAAAAAACGGUGCAUAUUGCUUCGAACGCUUACAAAUGCGAACGAUGCCAUAAAACAUUCAAUCAGAAGUGUCAGCUUCAGUACCACGAAAAGCUCCAGGAGCCACACGUAAUUGCGUGCUCUAUGUGCGAAAAGGUCUUUUGUUACAAUGCAAGCCAUAAAGAGCACAUGUUCCGGGUGCAUUUCCCGCGGAAGAAAAAAGAACGCCCGGCUGGUCCUGAUGGUGAAGGAAGUGGGCGGAACAAAUUCAAAUGUAAUGUGUGCGAUCGCAGAUUCUACUACAAACGAGCUCUCGAAAUGCAUAUGGGAGUUCAUGAUGCAUCUUUGGAUGUAAAUGUGCUUUACUUCUCGUGCAACUACUGCCCGGAAACGUUCACCGAUGAAGAGCCUCUGCUGCAGCACGAAGCGGAGCAUGUGGCGAAUAACACAACGGAUUUUAUGGAGAACAUGAAAUCAUUGGAACAAUCGGAAGACCCGGAAUUUGGGCAAGUGCUGGGGAAAUACCGCUGCCCACUUUGUUUCAACCGUUUCGAAGAUCUGCCUGCGUUACAGGAACACCACCGGACACACCUCUGCUCCAAGCCGAAGGAAUGUGACAAAUGUCAGCCAACUCUUGCCGAUGAUUAUGAUUUCACGAAGAGCACCUAUGACGAAAAGGACGAUAACUGCGCCACACAGUGCCACAUCUGCGAAAGGACACUUCAAUCAUUCGAACUUUUCCAGAAUCACUUCCACUACCACACGUCCCGGGUUCCCUUCUACUGCUUCCAAUGUCGGGAGGAAUUUCCCGACAAGAAAGAGCUCUAUGCGCACACCAAAACGCAUGCUCCGAGGGAUGCCGAGUCGUACACCUGCGAGAUUUGCGCCAAAGUGUUCUCGACCAAGGGUAACUUUAGGCGUCAUUUGAAAUCCCACGAGGCGGUUAGGGCCUUCGCCUGCGAUCGGUGUUUCAAACAGUACGACUACAAGAGUGCGCUAGAUUUGCAUUUGAAAAAGGCUCAUGGGAUCGAAUAUUCCUGAGUUAUGAUGUGUUUGUUUCGGGUUGGCCUUCGAACAAAAUUCGUGUUGUUCCUUAGCUACCGUUUAGUUUUCGAACUUUUCUUAAGUUAUAC